Molecule: messenger RNA, 421 nt
Organism: Psammomys obesus (fat sand rat)
Lineage: Eukaryota; Metazoa; Chordata; Mammalia; Rodentia; Muridae
Gene: Tomm7
Product: translocase of outer mitochondrial membrane 7
Exons: 3
Coding region: 102-269 (55 amino acids)
Biological process (GO): protein import into mitochondrial matrix
Cellular component (GO): mitochondrial outer membrane translocase complex
Source: RefSeq, a predicted model, not a curated record
CCUGUGGCGCAUGCGCAGCGCACGCACAACUCCUCUUGGCUUUUCGGAAUCCGAACGCGGUCGUUGCUGAGUAGUCUCCGUUCCGCUGGUCGGUCGGCACCAUGGUGAAGCUGAGCAAAGAAGCCAAACAGAGGCUGCAGCAGCUCUUCAAGGGCGGCCAGUUUGCCAUCCGCUGGGGCUUUAUUCCUCUCGUGAUUUACCUUGGCUUUACGAGGGGUGCAGAUCCUGGAAUGCCUGAACCAUCAGUUUUAAGCCUACUUUGGGGAUAAAGGACUGUUUGGUCAUCUGGAUUUGGAAGAAUUCAACACGGAAGGUGUGUACCCUGGCUGGAUAAGAAGGGAGCUGUCAUUUCAACACAUCUGUAACAGAGCAGAGCCUGUACUUAUGAUAGACUAUCAGAAUAAAUAUUUUUAACAAUGUU